Molecule: messenger RNA, 522 nt
Organism: Zychaea mexicana
Lineage: Eukaryota; Fungi; Mucoromycota; Mucoromycetes; Mucorales; Lichtheimiaceae
Exons: 6
Coding region: 1-522 (173 amino acids)
Biological process (GO): protein folding in endoplasmic reticulum
Cellular component (GO): EMC complex
Source: RefSeq, a predicted model, not a curated record
AUGGCAGACUGGUCGAUCGAUUAUGCGUCAAUAAAUCCCAUCAAAAAAAAGUCAAACAUUGCCAACCCCGUUGGAUUUGAACAGGGCGCUCUUUCGAAUGCCAAAGCUGGAUCAAAAUCGACACGACAAUCUACAGCGCAAGAAACACAUAAUGAUACUGCAUUAAAGAUCCGGAGAGCUUGGGAUGUUGCAUGGAGCCCGGCCAAGAGUAUACCCAUGAAUGCAUUCAUGCUUUAUAUGACCGGAAACGGUGUGCAAAUUUUUAGUGUCAUGAUUACCGCCAUGUUGUUCUUCCAGCCUGCCAAAGCGAUCAUGUCCCUUCAACAAAACUUUGCACGCUUCGAAUCCAAAGAAACUGCCACUGAGCUGAUUGUACCUAAAUUGGUCUUUUUGGGCUUGCAUAUAUUAACCAUGUUACUCGGUGUUUAUAAGGUCAAUGCUAUGGGAUUGUUGCCUACUACAACAUCGGAUUGGUUAGCAUUCUUGCCUCAUAAACAGGUUCUCGAAUACGUUGCAUUAUAA